UCGGACCCGACAUAAAAACCUGUGUUUUCGACAAAAUUCCACAGUAUUCUGGACAUCUGUUGGUGAAUCUUUUGCAAUUUGUUCAAUUUACAAUGGAGACUACAAAAAAGAAAGCUGUAAGUGGAAAGCGGUGUGUUGCUGCGGGAUGUAGCAACACAAAGACAAACACAACUGGUGUUGCAUUGUUUUUAUUCCCAAAAGAUGGCGGCCAAGCUUUACUAUGGAACAAAGAACUCAAGCGAACACGGUUGGAUUGGACCACACACACAAAGUACAGUGUAUUAUGCAGCGAACAUUUCGAACAAUCAUGUUUCGAAGAGGGUCCCUUGCAAAGGGCAGCGAUGGGCAUCGCCACCACCCGUCGACUCGUGCUGAAGAAAGGUGCGAAGCCAACUAUUUUCAACAGACCACGGCCAUGCUUAAGUGCAAGUUCGACAAGUUCAGAGCACCCCACACCCUCCACAAGUGGACAGACUGUGCACAUGAGGUCUGCAUUUGCCAAAAGGGAAAGGAAGAGGACAAUAGAUCAGAUCAAGGCCAGUACGACUACGGCAUCAGUGGCGGAUGCGGUGGAUGAACCAAUGGCAAUGGCACUAGAUUUGCCUGAUAAGGAGGGCGAUCAAGAUCAGGGAAAUACAAGAGAACAAGGAUGCCAGACGGACUGGGUACCGAUUGGGAGAGCACCAACAGCAAUGACCAGUAGCAAGAGCACCCAAACAGGGAAAAUACAUCAUAGAUCAAAGGGACACCAGGUGACCCCAGAGAUCCUCAAGAGGGUUAGAGCUCGCCUGGCCAGGGUUAGUGAAGUCCCAUCGUCAAGUGUAGCAGCUCCAUCUGACAGCCCCGAGAUGCAGACUAACAUAGCAACUCCAGGUGCUCCUGCAUUGUUUGAUGUAGGACCAGCAUCAAGUCCCACUGUGCCUUUUGUUAGUGGUUCUUCCGAUGACAGCUAUGUGUCGAGUGAGUCAUCGACAUCGGAUCUGUGUCAAUCUGACGGGUCGCCAGAUCGCCCACGUACUCACCAGAUGCGUGAAGAGGGCUGCCACAAGGAACCGAAGUACAUCAUCUUUGAGUCGUGCCUCCAGAGUCUCGUCAAGUGGUGUCACUGUCCAGUCUGUGGCAGCCAGGACAUAAGCCCUUCUUGGGAUUCAAACGGUACACAGCUGACCAUGACUCUUCAAUGUGCAUCAUGUGACCAGAGGAGUAGUUGGAGCAGCCAGCCAAACAUUGGCCCUUAUGCCGCGGGCAACAUCCUGCUAUCUGCUGGCAUCCUCUUCGCUGGCGCAUCUUCUGGCAAGGUGUUGCAAGUGCUGAAAAGCAUCGGAGUGGUCACGUAUGUGAAGAGGACAUGUUUCAACCACCAGGAGCUCAUCCUGCAGCCAGCCAUCAAAAAGGUGUGGGAGGAACAGCAACGGACGCACCUCACCAUGCUGCAGGCGGAAGGCCGACCCCUUGUCCUUGGUGGUGAUGGGCGAGCAGACAGUCCGGGACACAGUGCCAAGUUUGGUACCUACACCACAAUGGAGCUUGUGGCCAAUGUGGUUCUCGACCUUCAGGUUGUACAGAGCAACGAAUGUCUUGGCAGCUACCCUAUGGAGAUGGAAGGACUGAAGAGGAUGGUGGAGCUGUUGAUCAGCUGGGACCUGGAUGUCGGGGUGCUGGUGACAGACCGACACAGACAGAUCGCUAAAUGGAUUCGCGAAAACAUGCCCAAUACACGGCACUGCUAUGACAUCUGGCAUGUUGCAAAAUCCAUCGGAAAGAAACUGAAGGCCAUCUACAAGCAUAAGGACUGUGAAGACCUGAAGCCCUGGGUGCAAAGUUUAAUCAACCACCUCUACUGGGCAGCAGUGUCUACACCGCCUGGAGAGGGGGAACUUCUGGUUGCCAAGUGGAAGUCUGUGGAGUGACACAUUCAGAACAUCCACAAGGACCAUGGCGACCUCUUCCCAAUUUGUACUCAUGGACAACUGCAACGGCAAAAGAAAUGGCUCAAACAAAGUUCACGCUCAGCAGUGAAUCUGGAGGAGGUGGUCAACAACAAGUCCCUGCUGAAAGAUAUCGCCAUGCUGUCGGGUGAACACCAGACUUCCAAGGUGGAGGCGUUCCAUAGCCUUAUCAUACAGUUCGCACCGAAAAUGUAUGUCUUCUCAUACAUCGGAAUGCUGUGCAGGAACCUGCUUGCUGGGCUGCACUGGAAUGAAAACUCGAGCCGCCCUAUAGCCACUACACAAGCGGGUGCUGAGCGCUAUGCAGUACGCUACCCGAAGUAUAAAGCAGGGGGCCAUGUGGUCAAGAAAAUCGCGACAGAGCCAACAUACCGCUACGUAGAUGACUUGAUCAGGGAGGUUGUUGCUGGCUGCAGACAGACCCCUGACCAAAGAACACCAGUCAGCGUCACUGUGGAUAUGCCUCCCUUCCUCUGCGAUGAACUGGAGAAGCCAGACAAGGAGGAAGCCAUCGCCAAGCACAAGAGUCGCUUCGGUAAGUGUUAACUGCCCUCCCAGUAACAGUUAGAGAUGCUACCUCAGUAGAAGCAUUUAAGUCCCAUCUUAAAACUCAUUUGUAUACUCUAGCCUUUAAAUAGACCCCCAUUUUUAAACCAGUUGAUCUGCCGUUUCUUUUCUUUUCUCCUCUGCCCCCCACCCCACACCCUCUCCCCCUUGUGGAGGGGUUAUUCCGGUGACCAUGGAUGAAGUGCUGGCUGUCCAGAGUUGGGACCCGGGUUGGACCGCUCGCAUGUGCAUCGGUUGGGGACAUCUCUGCGCUGCUGACCCGUCUCCGCUCGGGAUGGCCUCCUGCUGGCCCCACUAUGGACUGGACUCUUACCUUUAUGUUAGAUCCAUUAAGGACUGGACUUUCACAAUAUUAUGUCAGACCCACUCGACAUACAUUGCUUUCGGUCUCCCCUAGAGGGGGGGGUUACCCACAUAUGCGGUCCUCUCCAAGGUUUCUCAUAGUCAUUCACCGACGUCCCACUGGGGUGAGUUUUUCCUUGCCCGUAUGUGGGCUCUGUACCGAGGAUGUCGUUGUGGCUUGUGCAGCCCUUUGAGACACUUGUGAUUUAGGGCUAUAUAAAUAAACAUUGAUUGAUUGAUUGAUUUCUUUUAUUGAUUAAGUACAGUGGCUAUGUGGAUUGUGUUGCAGUCACUGCAUGUCUUGGAACCCUGUGUAGUCCAUCGAUGGGAAUGUUGUCCUAAUCUUAUGUACUACACAAGCUGGUAGUACCACCCUUAUCUC
This is a messenger RNA of Entelurus aequoreus (snake pipefish), 3240 nucleotides long. RefSeq lists its product as uncharacterized. The record is from RefSeq and is a predicted model, not a curated record. Bases 93 to 1910 code for a protein of 605 amino acids. The transcript has 10 exons. Lineage: Eukaryota; Metazoa; Chordata; Actinopteri; Syngnathiformes; Syngnathidae.